Oncorhynchus mykiss (rainbow trout) is the source of this 5543-nucleotide messenger RNA. It is a transcript of the gene brsk2b, whose product is annotated as BR serine/threonine kinase 2b. Gene Ontology annotation, molecular function: protein serine/threonine kinase activity; ATP binding. Lineage: Eukaryota; Metazoa; Chordata; Actinopteri; Salmoniformes; Salmonidae. The record is from RefSeq and is a predicted model, not a curated record. Gene Ontology annotation, cellular component: cytoplasm. Gene Ontology annotation, biological process: intracellular signal transduction; protein phosphorylation.
GUCAGUCAGCACUAAAAUGCUAUCCGGUUAGAUUUCCCCGUCAACGGGUUGUGCCAAAACUGUGCUCACUGCGCCUUGCUUCCUCUCCACAGAACGAACACGGAAGAAAAGAACACCAUGUUAUCCAGAUUUAAAGACGCUACAUUUCAUCAGUGAAAAGUGGAGGGAGAGACGGAGGAGAGUGAACUAACAACAUAGGCUAGAAAGGGACUCGGAGAAGAGAGAAUCCCACCGACCAUCUGCGUGAGGCGAGAGAGAGGAGGAGGAGGCCGAAGGGAGAGCAGCAGCAGACUGCGCUUUGGAAUAACCUACGGUUCCCGUUGAUUUGAAAGGAGAAUUUUGAAUUGUAUUUAUUAUUCUGCGAGACGUUUUACUAAAUUCCCACAAAAUGUCAUCUUCUGGCAAAGACAACAGCGCACACUAUAUGAACUAUGUGGGACCUUAUCGUUUGGAAAAGACCCUCGGCAAAGGACAGACAGGCCUGGUGAAGCUGGGAAUCCACUGUGUCACGUGUCAGAAAGUGGCCAUCAAGAUCGUCAACAGGGAGAAACUCAGCGAGUCUGUCCUCAUGAAGGUGGAGCGAGAGAUAGCCAUUCUGAAGCUCAUAGAGCACCCUCACGUUUUAAAGUUGCACGACGUCUACGAAAACAAGAAAUAUUUGUACCUGGUGCUAGAGCACGUGUCAGGGGGAGAGCUGUUUGACUACUUGGUCAAGAAGGGACGGUUAACACCCAAGGAAGCCAGGAAGUUCUUCAGGCAGAUCAUCUCAGCUCUGGACUUCUGCCACAGUCACUCCAUAUGUCACAGAGAUCUGAAGCCAGAGAACCUGUUGUUAGAUGAGAAGAACAACAUCAGGAUAGCAGACUUUGGCAUGGCGUCUCUGCAGGUCGGGGAUAGUCUGUUGGAGACCAGCUGCGGAUCUCCUCACUAUGCCUGCCCAGAGGUCAUAAGGGGGGAGAAGUACGACGGGAGGAAAGCAGACGUGUGGAGCUGCGGGGUCAUCCUCUUUGCACUUUUAGUGGGCGCCCUGCCAUUUGACGAUGACAACCUGAGAAACCUGCUGGAGAAAGUGAAGUUGGGUGUCUUCCACAUGCCCCACUUCAUCCCCCCAGACUGUCAGAACCUCCUUCGGGGCAUGAUCGAGGUGGAUGCCACUAAGAGACUCACGUUGGAGCAGAUCCAGAAGCACAACUGGUACAUAGCUGGGAAGAACGAGCCUGAGCCGGAGCAGCCUGUCCCCAGGAAGGUGGCCAUCAGAACCCUGAGCACUGAAGAGAUAGACCCGGACGUCCUGGAGAGCAUGCACUCUCUGGGUUGCUUCAGAGACAAGGGCAAACUCACCAAAGACCUGCUCUCUGACGAUGAUAACCAGGAGAAGAUGAUCUACUUCCUGCUACUGGACCGGAAGGAGAGGUACCCCAGUCAGGAGGACCAGAACCUCCCCCCGCGCAGUGAGAUUGCUGACCCGCCCAGGAAGCGGGUGGACUCCCCCAUGUUGAACCGCCAUGGGAAGAGGAGGCCGGAGAGGAAGUCUAUGGAGGUGCUAAGCGUCACAGAGGGGGGCUCUCCUGUACCUGUACGACGAGCCAUCGACAUGGCCACACAUGGACAGAGGUCACGGUCUAUCAGCGGAGCGUCCUCCGGUCUCUCCACUAGUCCUCUCAGCAGUCCCAGGCCGGUCCGGCGCUUCUUUAUCCCGCCCCAGUCACCAGACCUCUGUCAGUCUCCCAACUGUAGCCCCACCCAUUCCCCAGAGUUCCGCCUUAACCAUAACGGGGUAGGGGGGGCCAACCGCGUGCACCCACACCCGCUUCCAAACUCCUACACGCCAAAGAUGGGGUCCCCCCUGAUGCACCCCCGCACACAGACCCUCCCCGCCAAGCCCAAAGUGUCUGAGAUGCCCCUUCAGACCACCAGGUCCAACCCCCUUCCCAACUCAGCUGACAGCCCAACCACCCCCAAGUCGGAGCCCACCUCCCCCUCCUCACCCCUGGGCAGCCCCCCCUACGUCCCCAACAGCCCGCGGCCACGCCGCCACCCGCCCCUCACUGUGCCCCCCAAGCUCUCCAUCCCCCUGUCGCCGGCGCCACCCAUGUCCCCCCUCCACCGGCACCGCCUCCACCCUGACCACAACGGUCACAAAUCUGUCCCCACCAUACAGGUGACUCCCCACCCCUCUCCGCGGGGGAGCCCCCUCCCUACCCCCAAGGGCACUCCGGUGCACACGCCAAAGGAGAGCCCGGCGGGCACCCCUAGCCCCACACCGCCCCCCAGCCCCUCCAUCGGCGGGUUGCCCUGGAGGACGCGUCUCAACUCCAUCAAGAAUAGCUUCCUGGGCUCGCCGCGCUUCCAUCGCAGGAAAAUGCAAGUUCCCACCCAGGAGGACAUGUCCAGCCUCACACCAGACUCUUCACCAGAGCUUGCCAAGAAGUCAUGGUUUGGUAACUUCAUCAACCUGGAGAAAGAGGAGCAGAUCUUUGUGGUGAUCAGAGACAAGCCUCUCAGCUCCAUCAAAGCAGACAUCGUUCAAGCCUUCCUCUCUAUCCCCAGUCUGAGCCACAGUGUGAUCAGUCAGACAAGUUUCCGGGCGGAGUAUAAGUCCACAGCCGGCCCUACAGUGUUUCAGAAGCCGGUCAAGUUCCAGGUGGACAUCACCUAUACAGAGAGCACCGCCGCCACCAAAGAGAACGGCAUCUAUUCGGUCACCUUCACCCUGCUCUCAGGUCCCAGCCGCCGUUUCAAGCGUGUGGUUGAGACCAUUCAGGCUCAACUGAUGAGCUCACAUGACCAGCCCGGGGUCCAGCAGAUCUCUGGCAGCCCGUUGAGUAACUUCUUUGACGUAAUUAAACAGCUUUUUUCAGACGAGAAGAACAGCCAGGCGUCGCACAACCCCCCUGGCACACCCGGCACACCUAGCCCCGCCCCCGCCAAGCAUGCCCCCGGCAGCAGGCGAAACGAGCCAUGUCCCCCACCCACUCAGCCCACUGACUCUAAAUGCCCCCCGCUUCUGGGCAAAGACAAACAAACAAAGAUGGCCGCCACCAGCCGGACUGGGGAACAACCUUAAGACCGGAGAGAAGUAGCUAGCUCUCUGUUGCAUGACUAGAUAAUAACCACCUGUUAUCAGGUCAUUCAAAACCCAAUACAAAACCCACAAGAGUGUGUGAGAGAUGACAAAUGAAAUGAGAGAUGCUGCUUUCUUUGCUUUAGUCAGUAGGCUUAGUGUGUUUGUGUCUCGAGAAAAAAUCUACUUUUGAUUAUCACAGAGAGAAACUUUUGUACUGUAUAAUAAUGGAAUGACUACUCUUUGAGUUUAGCAAUCGAUCAUUGAUCAGUAUUUGACGAUAUAAGUACCACAUGUAGCCAUGUUCCUUUUCUGUUCAUCUACCCUCUCGUCCCUUUCCCACGCCGUGGGAUGUGUGUUGGUGUGUAUGUGUCUGCUCUGUGAUGAUGGCUUGACCUUGUCUCUACCACCAGGGAUCAUCACUAAAACCUAUUAGAGAAACAAGAUGGAGGACAGUGUGUGUGUCCCAACCUGGGGCACUUUGUCAACAACGGGAGUAAGUGAGCCAGAGACGGAGGACAAGAGAAAGACUUCACAUACUUCACACUGCUGUCCCCCUUCCUCCCCAUGCACCCCUCCUGCUUUCCAUCCGCACACACACACAUACACUAAACAUUAGAGUACUAGAGAAUCUCUCUUCAUCAUGACCGACACUCAGAGACAGAUUAGCCGAAGAGUUGGAGAAAAGCCUUAAAAAGACUGAUGUUUGUCAAACCUAUACUACACGCAUCCCCUCUCCUCCUUUCUCUCCUCAUUGUCUAUCCUCCUACACACACACAUACACACACACACACACACACACACACACACACACACACACACACACACACACACACACACACACACACACACACACACACACACACACACACACACACACACACUGGGGGGAUGUAAAGACUUGUGCACAAAGACGAAUGGAAGUAGAACCACUGGCUCCUAUGAAAGUUGGAGAGAGGAGGCGCGACUCUUGGACGUUGGAUGGACGUUGGCUGAACGUUGGCUAAACUUUGGCUGGAUUGUAAUUCUUUUUAAUGUAGUCCUUCUUUGUGAACUACAGGAUUUUAACACUUUAGACGUAUUCAGACUCUGUGUCAUUGCUGUAAAUGAAAUGAAAUUGAGUUCAUUGACUUUGGGUGGGCAAUGGGGAGGGAGGGUACACAAAUGAAUGAUCUAUUCUGUUGUACAGACUAACUACAGUAUGUUCCCAUAUGUACAACGUUUGUGUAGUUGUGACAUUAUGUUUAGCUAAGAACUUAUCACACUAUCUUCUGUGUUUUCUACUUUUUGGACGUGUUUUAUCGAUUAAAUGUUGUAUUUUAUUUUCGGUUCCCUUUUGAGGGAUGAAUCAUUUCAGGGGUUUAAUUUUCUUCCAUUUUGUUUUGUUCAUGUUCCUUUGAAAUAUCUGCAGGAUUCAGACAAUAGUGGACAUAAUUAUUUGUGUAUAUUUGUGUACCUUAUUGUAUUUUUUUGUCAUGUUUGUUUUCAUUUAUUUAUUCAUAUAAACGAUGUAGAAAAUGUAUUAGAUAACUUAUAAGGAUUGUUUUUGUCAUGUUUCAUUUAUUGAUCGCUGAUCAUUCUCUAAAUGUUUUUGUGAACAUUCAUUCUUUCAUCGAUGAGAGAGCUUGUAAUAUAUACAUUUGGGAAAUGAUUUACGGUAAUUUAAGAAUGUAGACUAGUCUCUUUGAGAGGAACGAGCCCUCUGUUGCUAAUAAGUGUGCGUUCCUUUCUCGUUGUGUGUGUACGACAUCAGAGACAUCACUCCAGCCACUCGCCUUGUAAAUACAAAACAAUUUGCUGACAAACUUAUUUAAAAAAAACCCAAGGGGACUCCUACACGUAGCUUUUACCUUGUGAUGUCGUUUGCAUGUCCAACAUGUGUCUUUUCUUUGCAUGUAGUUGUUGGAAUUGUUCUGUCCCUUUCCCCCCCUUCUUUCUUUCUCUCUUUCGUUCUUUCUUUCUCUCUUUUGUUCUUUCUUUCUUUCCUGUCUCUUAAUUUGUUUCUCUUAUUUUUCUUUUCUCCCUCACCACUUCGGUUGUUUGUUCGUCUUUGAGUUCUUUCCUCGCACCCUCCCCUCCCCUUCCUUAUACUAUUGUGCACAUUUACCGUGCAAUGCAUCCUCUGCACGCACACGCACACACACACACACACACACACACACACACACACACACACACACACACACACACACACACACACACACAGUCUCUCUCAAAGAGAGACCCGAUACUCUGGUCACGAAUUCUGUCUGGGGUGGGAAUUGGUAUCAGAAGAGAUAAAAUAAAGCAAUACCUAUUAGUGUUAUUCUUUCUAUUUUGUACUAUUGGGUAACCAGGCCACACAGGAUGAUGGACAUACAGUAGAACACAACGCCAGGAGCGCUGGUAUUUAGCAGGAAACCACUGGCAAUGUAUCCCCUUGUGACAUAACUGUGAACAACUUCAGUGCAAAAAGGAAAUAAAUCUGUCGACUUUGGAA